Zophobas morio is the source of this 1340-nucleotide messenger RNA. RefSeq lists its product as uncharacterized. Gene Ontology annotation, cellular component: SAGA complex. The transcript is spliced from 14 exons. The record is from RefSeq and is a predicted model, not a curated record. Lineage: Eukaryota; Metazoa; Arthropoda; Insecta; Coleoptera; Tenebrionidae. Bases 32 to 961 code for a protein of 309 amino acids.
AGAACCCUUUAUUAAACUAACUGACGCCGAUAUGAAGAUAUACGGUAAAGAUCCGCUUAAUGACCAACUUAUUACCGUCAAGUGCAACUUGUGCCAAACAGUUGUUAAAGAUUCGGCUUUUUUGGAGCACAUGGAAAUACUUCAUCCUUUUGAAUUAAACCGCUUUGAAAGGAGUAAUCAAAAUCAUAAUGAAAAAGAGGAAUCAGAGAAAAAUGUAACUAUGCGCGCAACUAAAAUAUUCAAUAAUUUAGGAGAGCAAUACGCAUUUUGCUCGCUGGGACAAAGCUGUAACCAUUCUAAUUCUGGUACUUAUGAAGGAACUCGAAAAAUAAUACUUAGUGAAGGAGUUAUCGAAGAGGUCAUAGAAGAUAGUGAGAAGCAGCUGGGCUGCCCGACAGCGUUUUCUAAGACGGGAAGCGCAAGGAGUGAUAAAGAGCUGGCAAGUAUUCCUCGGGAGAAAAAAGCGGGCAUCGAGAAAAAAAAUGGACAUUUUUCAGGAGAAAGUAAGAAUUCGGCCGGAAGCAUUGCUAAGAGAUCCAAUAAUAAUAAUUACUUCAGGCGCAGGAACCUAGACCUAAGCCUGGACGCUCGCUGCGGUGUAGAAGUUAUCCGUCCACUUCAGAGCCAUGAAGGCGACAGCGAGACGGCUGUUUUCACGUGUCGGAGAUCGCUUACCUGCAAGAUCCACUCCAUUACUGCUAAAAGAAGGGUCGUGGGUCGGAGUAAAAGUUUUGACGAGCUGUACGAGCACUACACGGGAAAACCGCUAAGGAGCCAAAAAAAGGGAUCACGGAAGCCGGAAAACGUCCACUUGACUAAUACAAAUAAGCCAAUGCCUUUAGCUGUCCAAAGAUUUCCCUUCCAGAAAGUGGGAAACGCUCUGACUUUCAAUGCUGACCAAGAGGCUACCAGGAACAUGUGUCUGUCCUAUGUACUUCACGAAAUCAUGAAGAACAUUUAAUGAGUUUCUAGGUCAUUGCUAAUCUAAUCAGACUAAGUAAAUUCGCGGAUUAAGCGGUUUAUUCACUGAUCCCUUUCUGGACCCUCAUUCAGCAGCAUCUGCGAAAAACUCGGUUUAUUGAGCCGUUGCAGGCUUCGUGCGGAAGCACACCUGCUGAAUAGAAGAAAUUCAUCACAGCCACCAGGAAUAAAAGCUACGUCGUUAACGAAAAGCCACACCACUUCUUUCAACUUUGAAGAAAUAAAUAUGUUAAGCAAGUAGCUUUACGACCUGCCGCUCCACUGAUCAAGUUGGGUCGUUCCAGUAAGAUCGGCAUAAAGACUCCUCUUGCUGUCCAUACUGGCGUAGUGCACUGCUUUUAAAUGUUCGUUUCUAUAUA